This is a messenger RNA of Eucalyptus grandis, 852 nucleotides long. Its product is annotated as pentatricopeptide repeat-containing protein At3g49170, chloroplastic-like. NCBI's taxonomy places the organism in Eukaryota, Viridiplantae, Streptophyta, Magnoliopsida, Myrtales, Myrtaceae. Gene Ontology annotation, biological process: RNA modification. The record is from RefSeq and is a predicted model, not a curated record. Gene Ontology annotation, molecular function: protein binding; RNA binding. The coding region runs from base 1 to 852 and encodes 283 amino acids. The transcript has 2 exons.
AUGCUUGUCGGUGGAACUGUGGCAUAUAGAUCUACACUCAAUGCUGUUUUGUCGGCAUGUUCGGAGUUGGAGUUACCAUUGCUGGGGGUGCAGUUGCAUUCAUGGGUUAUACAGUCUGGAUUGGCUUUGGAUGUCUGUGUUGGAUGCAGCUUGGCAGACAUGUACGUGAAGUUUGUAGCUGGUGGAUCGCUUCAUGAUUCGAGAAAGGUCCAAGUGAGGCCAAACCAUUUUGCAUUUGCUAGUGUUCAUAAGGCAUGUGGAAGUACUCGUGAUGUUGAUAUGGGGAUACAAAUAUAUGCGCUAGCUAUAAAAUUGGGCUUUGCCGGUGAUACUUGCGUGGAUAAUUCUCUCAUUAGCAUGAAUUCUUGGUCAGGCCACAUGGAAGAUACUCAGAGAGCUUUUGAUGUGCUAUUUGAAAAGAAUUUGAUUUCUUCUAGUACCUUUGUGGAUGCCUAUGCCAAAAGUUUGGAGUCUGAUCAAGCCUUUGAACUACUGCAUGAGAUUGAGAGAGGAAUCGGAACAAGUGCUUUUACAUUUGCCAGCCUUUUAAGUGGAGCUGCCUGUAUCAGCGCUAUUGGUAAGGGGAGGCAAAUCCACACGAGGAUGGUAAAAUCAGGGCUGGACUCAAAUCAAGUCAUUUCCAAUGCUUUGGCACCAUGUAUUCAGGGUGUGGAGAGAGAGAACAUUAGAGCUUGGACUACAAUGAUCACUGGUUUCCCAAAACAUGGAUUUGUGGCGAGAACUCUGGAAACAUUCUGUAAAAUGCUUGAGGCUGGUGUGAGGCAAAAUGUGAUCACCUGUGUUGCUGUUUUAGCCUAUUGUAGCUCUGUGGGUUUGAUUUCUGAUGAAUAA